UGAGAAUCAAUAUUGGAUUUAGUGCAUUAAACUCUUAUACUACACUGUUCCACGACAGUGCAGUUGGGUAUCGUUAUUUUUAGGGCAAGCAGUGUCGGACAUAAGUUCUGUCUUGGAAUCGCUGUCGGGUAUACCUUUAGAGGGAGAUAUCGUGGAGCAUAUUGUUGAGUGGCGUCUUCUACUCUAGCUCUGCGUCGCGAAUUGCAUCUUCCAGUGUCCGCGAAUCAAUUCUUAGUGAGCACAAGGGACAUGGUGGUUUUGCAAACGAUGGGCGCAGCAGUUGCCAGGGCAACGACCACGCUGCCGCUCUACGCCGCGAUGCAAUUUCGUAGUAAUGAGCGGUGGCAUCAUGCUACGAGAAGAGUUCAAAUUGGGCGCGUCGUCUCAGCCUCUUCCUCCGCCCACUCUCGUGGAAGUACUUCGACAAACGAUGGACAGACAGCAAAGGAAACAGUGCCUUCGGGAGCAACAACCCCUUUCCAUCUCGCUAUUCCAGUUCAUGAUGUCCAAGCAGCCCGGGAGUUCUUUGGAGGAGUUUUAGGAUGCCCAGAAGGUCGCUCUGCGAAAACUUGGGUCGAUUUCAAUCUCUUCGGCCACCAGGUGGUGUGCCAUGAAGUGCGGAACUAUAAUGCUGCUACAAGCGCAAAUGCUGUUGAUGGAGAUCCAGUGCCUGUCCCACACUUCGGCCUUGCAAUGAGCGUCCCUGAAUUUCAUGCCAUGGCGGAGCGCGUCAGAGCGGCAGGAGUGAGAUUCAUCAUCGAGCCACAUAUUCGGUUCGUGGGGCAGCCUGGUGAGCAGUGGACCAUGUUCUUCAAAGACAGCAGUGGCAAUGCGUUGGAAUUCAAGGCCAUGACCACCCCUAGCAAUCUCUUUGCCAAGUACGUUGUGGAGUGACUCUCGAUCGCUGAAGUUCUAUUCUUUUCACGUGGGUUGCAAGCCAGUUCUACUGAUGGCAUCAGACACUUAAACUGCUGCAAUGGAGAUCGUCGUUCUGCAGGCAGACAGGCAUGUCUGGACUUCAGACAUCAACCUCCGUCUUUGAAGCUAAUUGUUUAUACAAUGGAUUGUAUCAGUGUUCCCGGGCAUCUAAUGAUACUCUUGAAUCGGUUCAGAGUUUUUAGUAGCGAGGUUUCGGUUGCACCUGUGAUCUUUGAUCUGUAUGAAUUUCGAUCUCUGCUUUACAGCAACGUGGGCUGUUAGAGCGGUGAAGUGUCCGUCUAUUGUUUAGGAUCUCGAACUCUCACAAAUCUUUCAUAGUGGAUUAAAUGCUCCAUGCACCACUAAAAGAACUUUAUCCUGAGCUUUACAUUUGAA
Messenger RNA from Physcomitrium patens, 1314 nucleotides. RefSeq lists its product as uncharacterized. The record is from RefSeq and is a predicted model, not a curated record. NCBI's taxonomy places the organism in Eukaryota, Viridiplantae, Streptophyta, Bryopsida, Funariales, Funariaceae.